GGCGGCCGGGGCGGGGGCGGGGGGGCGCUGCUGCUGCUGCUGCUGCUGCGGGGCGCAGGCGGCGGCGGUGAGCACCAGCCAUGCCGAAUAAAAACAAGAAGGAGAAAGAAUCACCAAAAGCAGGGAAAAGUGGAAAAAGUUCAAAAGAAGGACAAGACAUAAUAGAAUCAGAGACUUCCAGCAGGAAAAACAACCUUGCUGCUCCCCCGUCUACAGUGUCCAGCAAAAUAAAAGUGCCAGUCCCUCAGCCCAUAGUGAAGAAAGAGAAGCGGCAAAAUUCCUCCAGGUUUAACGCCAGCAAUAACAGAGAGCUUCAAAAACUGCCGUCUCUAAAAGAUGUUCCUCCUGCUGAUCAAGAGAAGCUUUUUAUCCAGAAGCUACGUCAGUGUUGUGUCCUCUUUGACUUUGUUUCCGACCCACUAAGUGACCUAAAGUGGAAGGAAGUAAAACGAGCCGCUCUAAGUGAAAUGGUGGAGUAUAUCACCCAUAAUCGGAACGUGAUCACAGAGCCUAUUUACCCAGAAGUAGUCCACAUGUUUGCAGUUAACAUGUUUCGAACGUUACCACCUUCCUCCAAUCCUACGGGAGCAGAAUUUGACCCCGAGGAAGACGAGCCCACGUUAGAAGCAGCCUGGCCUCAUCUACAGCUUGUUUAUGAAUUUUUCUUAAGAUUUUUAGAGUCUCCAGAUUUCCAACCUAAUAUAGCGAAGAAAUAUAUUGAUCAGAAGUUUGUAUUGCAGCUUUUAGAGCUCUUUGACAGUGAAGAUCCUCGGGAGAGAGAUUUUCUUAAAACUACCCUUCACAGAAUCUAUGGAAAAUUCUUAGGCUUAAGAGCUUACAUCAGAAAACAGAUAAAUAAUAUAUUUUAUAGGUUUAUUUAUGAAACAGAGCAUCACAACGGCAUAGCAGAAUUACUGGAAAUCUUGGGGAGUAUAAUUAAUGGAUUUGCCUUACCACUAAAAGAAGAGCACAAGAUUUUCUUACUGAAGGUGUUGCUACCUUUGCACAAAGUGAAAUCUCUGAGUGUCUACCAUCCACAGCUGGCGUACUGUGUAGUGCAGUUUCUAGAAAAGGACAGCACCCUCACUGAACCGGUGGUGAUGGCACUUCUCAAAUACUGGCCAAAGACCCAUAGUCCAAAAGAAGUCAUGUUCUUAAAUGAACUAGAAGAGAUCUUAGACGUAAUCGAACCAUCAGAAUUUGUGAAGAUCAUGGAGCCGCUCUUCCGGCAGUUGGCCAAAUGUGUGUCCAGCCCACACUUCCAGGUGGCAGAGCGAGCACUGUAUUACUGGAACAAUGAGUAUAUCAUGAGUCUAAUCAGCGACAACGCAGCAAAGAUCCUACCCAUCAUGUUUCCAUCCUUGUACCGCAACUCCAAGACCCACUGGAACAAGACGAUACAUGGCUUGAUCUACAACGCGCUGAAGCUCUUCAUGGAGAUGAACCAGAAACUAUUCGACGACUGCACCCAGCAGUUUAAAGCAGAGAAACUGAAAGAGAAGCUAAAAAUGAAAGAACGAGAAGAAGCGUGGGUUAAAAUAGAAAAUCUAGCCAAAGCAAACCCCCAGUACGCAGUGUAUAGUCAAGCGAGCACCAUGAGCAUUCCGGUUGCAAUGGAGACAGAUGGGCCUUUGUUUGAAGAUGUGCAGAUGCUGAGAAAGGCCGUGAACGAAGAGGCUCGCCAGUCGGUCGGGAGAAAAGCAGUGUCAACCAUGCAGAUAAGGAAGGUGUAGAGACGGAAAGGCCCAGAAGGAUCUGAAGAAGGACCGGCCUGGCGUGCGCCGCAAGCCCGAGCUGCCUCAGGACCCCCACACCAAGAACGCCUUGGAGGCCCACUGCCGAGCGGACGAGCUGGUGUCCCAGGACGGCCGCUAGCCCCCCGCGGGCCUGCCCGGGCUUCCCCGGAUUCUGUAGAAAAUACAUCCUUUUUGUGCCAUACAAAUCAGUUACACUCAGAGUCAGAGCUUUUCUUCGACCCCGUUCUGUAGGCAAUAACGCGCUUCGGCCUCAGCUCGAGAUUAGGAGUUCAAACAAUGGUGGCCCGGCCACCGCUUCCCCAGUCAGAGCUAAGGACAGCUCCCCGGCCUGCCUCUUCACGUCCUCCCCGGCCGGAAUCCGCCGUCAUUCAAAAUCAAAUAAGUGGUUCUAGGAGAAUAUCAAUGUUCUUCAAAUCAAAGGAACAGUUUUAAAAAAGUAUUACAUAUUUUUGAAGACUCUACAACUUGUUCCAUUGUUUCUCCAUGAUUGUUACGCCAAUAGCUUCUCUCUCUCUCUCUCUCUCUCUCUCUCUCUCUCUCUGUUUUUUUCCUUUCUUUUUAUCUCAUUGAGCUGGUUCUUUGCUGUCAUCGUUCUAACAUAACUUACUGGGAAACAUGACAUGACAAUCCUCAGCCGCUGUGUUUUCCGAUGGUAUCUCUUUACUUUGAUUAGUGACGCGUAUGCGGUGUCACUUGUGUUGUGUAUAGCUAAAGCCAUAUUUCCAAGCCCGGGGUCCAGCACCAGGGGCUCCGGGAAUUAAGCUCAUAGGAGAAACUUAUUUUAAACAGAGCUUUCUCUGUCUACCUUGACCGGAAUUGGAAUUUUAAAAUGAUGUGUCCAUUUUUGUUGUCGUUUGCAGGCUCUUAUUUUUCUCUACUUAAACAUUAUUGCCCUGUAACAAGGCUCUUGAGUUAAUAAAAGUUAUCAUCUCUAAGAAUUCAUUUUCUACGUUUUCUAGCAAGUAGAAGGAGGUCAUCUUGAGUCGGGCCAGUUCCUGGCCUGAUGAGAGCUGCAGGUGCCUCUGGGCAGAAAGUAGCAGGAGGCCACGGCCGGUGCCGGGCGCUGCCCCGAUGUCCCCUGGCUGCCGCGACGUGGUCCCCGGACCUCAGACGGGCGGCCGCGGCAGGAGGGCUGCAGCGAACCGCUUGAACCGUGUCCAGGCCAAAAGAGCACACAUUCUAAACACCUCAUAAGGAAAAUACAGCGUCUAAGUUCCCAUCGGUCUUCAAAUGCUGCUAUUAGAGUUCACGGACUUCCUUGCAUGUGUCGAGCUUUUUGUUUGGGAUGGAAUAGCACGGAGAGAAAACCCUUUACACCUAGUGCUUCGUCUGCUCUGUAUUUCUCUCAGGGUGGCCAGUAUUUUGACGUCUUUUAUCCCGCUUGAGAGCUGUUUGAGAUGCGUACUGCUAGUGAUUCUAGGUUCUUUUGUCUCUGGCAUAAGACUAUAUUAAAGUUCACGUUAAAUGUCUUGAUGCAUAAAAGAUAAAAAUGUGGCUGCUUUUAGGAUCUGUAUUUUAAUUGAGGUCUCGGGUGUCCAUGGAAACAUUGUGGAAAGCCGAUGUGGUGUCACUUAACAUCCACCCACGAUGUUUAUUUCCUUGUGUCCCUGGAGGAAGAUCAUGGGGGGGUGGGGGUGGGGGGUGGUUCUGGGUUAGGAGCCAAGUACUAACUAAAAAGAUCGCCCCAGCUGAAAGUGGGAAAGGCCACUUUGCGAGAAGAAACACUUCCUGAGAAACUUGACAAGUUACCUAUCCAUUUUACCAUUAUGAAAUUUAUAAUUUAAAAAAAAAAAAGUUUAGAUGCCUUCUCCUUUUGAGGGAAAAAGGGUGCUUUUUAUUGUAUAAAGCAGCGUCUUAUGUAUUUUGAUAUACCAUUGUUUGAACUUCCGUCUUUAGCUGAUAGACUCUCAAAUAUCCUUGAUUUUGGAUGUUCAGUAUGUGUGUGAGAGAGGGUUCUGGGAAGACUCUCUUCUGCCCUAGAUAAAAAGCAAAAUAUCCACGAUUGGGUGAUUGUAUAAAGCUCAACCUGUAAGAACACCUUUUUGUCGAGGUUUUAUUUCUGCUCUUUAUUGAAGACAAACAUUCACCAAAAAGGGGGGGAAAAUACGUUUUGAGAGAGACUAAUUUUCUUUGACAAGAGUAUUAUUUAAUAUUUUGGCCUAUUAAAGUUUUCCUAGUUAGUACUCAGACUCCCUGUGCUAAUUGUUCAACUUAUAUAUUAUUAUAUAGAUACACUGUUUAUUCUGUACCAAACUGAUUUCAAAAGUACUACAUUGAAAAUAAACCGGUGACUGUUUUUCUUCAUAAAGUUCUGCGUUCUUUCGGCAUCUUCACUCUUUCCAAAAUGUAUCUGUACAUCAGAAAUGUCACUAUUCCGAGUGUCUUUUUAGUGUGGCUUUAGUAUGGCUUCCUUUUAAUAUUGUACAUACAUUGUAUCUUUGUUUUAUGGUAAUAAGUAAUAAAAAUGUAGACUUCAUAUUUUGUACAAAAUGUCCUAUGUACAGAAUAAAAAAAAGUUCAUAGAAACAGCAAAAAUAGGUAAGUGGCACAAUUAUUUUUCUUUAGAAGAUAUCUGUAACUUUACGCUUUAGUGAAAUGUUAAGUACCUACAUAUUUUUUAACAUUUUGUAAUUCAAAACUUUUUGUUCUGACAUUGUUUAUGAAGAGAAAACUUCAUACACGUGCCAUUUAAUAUGCUCUUUUAUCCAAUUUUAAAAAAGAAAAACCUCUAAAAAUGGUGUAUUAUAUGGACUAAAUAAAGAACAUGUGAAUUUUA
This is a messenger RNA of Canis lupus familiaris (dog), 4533 nucleotides long. It is a transcript of the gene PPP2R5C, whose product is annotated as protein phosphatase 2 regulatory subunit B'gamma. The transcript has 17 exons. NCBI's taxonomy places the organism in Eukaryota, Metazoa, Chordata, Mammalia, Carnivora, Canidae. The coding region runs from base 81 to 1733 and encodes 550 amino acids. The record is from RefSeq and is a predicted model, not a curated record. Gene Ontology annotation, biological process: signal transduction; protein dephosphorylation. Gene Ontology annotation, molecular function: protein phosphatase activator activity. Gene Ontology annotation, cellular component: protein phosphatase type 2A complex; cytosol; nucleus.